CGCUCUAACUUACACGUAACUUAGUUUGCAAAGUUACAUUGUGCACACACGCACUGUAAAGUUUCCUCUUCCUGCUGGACACUGCAGACGACAUAAACAGCGAUCAAGACCAACACGGUCACUCUAACGAUGUUUGAAAUAACGUUACAAUUCAAACACCCUUUAAAGCGUUUGAAAUAUUUGAAAUGUGUUUUAAUCAAACACAAAUGCAUCUACAGGCCUAUUACUGACCCAAGACCUUUGCACAGAUAAGCUAAGUUGUGGUUGCGAAAUCGGCAUUUCAUCAUAAAACAUAAACCUCAGACUGGCCUAAGGGGCCUGAAUGGUGGUUACAGCAGGAGCCGAACCUGACAAGAAAACCACUGGUAUACCCUGUUGUUCAAUUGGUGAAUGAAGAAAACCCUCCAGGAACCAGGAUGUUGUCUUUGGCCACAUUAGGCCAAGCUGGAGCCAGACGAGUUCUGACCACUAAUCGAGGGAGAUUUAUGAGUGAUGGCAAUUACAGGCUUACCUGUUUGCCAGAGUUUGUCUCCAGGACCAGAAACAUGGGCCAGUCGUUAUCCUGCUCCUGUUCCUUAAAGCAUUACAGAUGCUUUAGUGCAACAUCUGCUUCAUCAUCACCUACAGCCAAUCGGAAAACACCGUCCUACAGUUAUGUCAUUGUUGGAGCGGGGUCAGCGGGCUGCGUUCUUGCCAACCGCCUCAGCGAGGAUGCCCAUGAGUCUGUGCUGCUGCUGGAGGCUGGACCUAAGGACAGGUUGCUAGGCAGCAUACGACUGUCAUGGAAGAUCCACAUGCCUGCUGCGCUGACCUACAACCUCUGUGAUGACAAGUAUAACUGGUACUACCACACUUUACCUCAGACUCACAUGGACAACCGGGUGAUGUACUGGCCGAGGGGCCGUGUCUGGGGCGGCUCCUCUUCCCUCAACGCCAUGGUGUACAUCCGCGGACACGCUGAAGACUACAACCGCUGGCAGAGAGAGGGGGCCGAGGGCUGGGAUUAUGAACACUGUUUGCCUUACUUCAAGAAGGCUCAGCAUCAUGAGCUGGGAGAAAACAGGUACCGGGGAGGGAGUGGACCUCUUCAUGUGUCUAGAGGGAAGACCAACCAUCCCCUUCACAGGGCUUUUAUUGAGGCGGGACAGCAGGCAGGAUACCCCUUCACUGAUGACAUGAACGGAUACCAACAGGAGGGCCUGGGCUGGAUGGACAUGACCAUUUAUGAAGGAAAAAGGUGGAGCACAGCCAGUGCCUACCUGAGACCCGUCCUGGGUCGACCCAACCUGAAGGCCGAGGUGCGCUGUCUGACCACCAAGAUUCUGUUUGAUGGCAACCGCGCCGUGGGAGUGGAAUACACACAGAGUGGACAAAAGAAAAGGGUGUUUGCAGAUAAAGAGGUGAUAUUGAGCGGAGGAUCCAUCAACUCCCCUCAGCUUCUCAUGCUGUCUGGUGUGGGAAACGCAGAUGACCUGAAACAACUCGACAUCCCUGUGGUUCAGCACUUACCAGGUGUUGGCAGUAACCUGCAGGAUCAUUUGGAGCUGUACGUCCAGCAGCAGUGCACUCAGCCCAUCACCCUUUUCAAGGCUCAGAAACCUUUCCAAAUGGUCAAGAUAGGCCUGGAGUGGCUCACUCGGUUUACUGGUUACGGAGCAACAGCCCAUAUGGAGAGUGGAGGGUUCAUACGCAGUCGACCACACGUCACACAUCCAGACAUCCAGUUUCACUUCCUGCCCUCACAGGUUAUCGACCACGGACGAGUUGCCUCCAAGCUAGAAGCGUAUCAGGUUCAUGUUGGACCAAUGAGAAGCACAAGUAUCGGCUGGAUAAAGCUGAAGAGCGCCAACCCUUCCGAGCACCCAGUUGUGCAGCCAAACUAUCUCUCCACUGAUAUUGAUGUGUGGGAGUUCAGGGAGUGUGUCAAACUCUCCAGAGAGAUAUUUGCCCAGAAGGCUUUCAAUCCUUUCCGUGGUCCCGAAGUCCUGCCCGGUCCUCAGGUCCAAUCUGAUGCCGACAUUGACGCUUUUGUCCGCCGGAAAGCUGAUAGUGCCUACCACCCGUCCUGCACCUGCAAGAUGGGCUCGCCAAAUGACCCGAUGGCGGUCGUUGACCCCAACACGCGUGUCCUGGGUCUGGAGCGGCUGCGUGUGGUUGACGCCUCCAUCAUGCCCAGCAUCGUCAGCGGCAACCUCAACGGGCCAACCAUCAUGAUGGCAGAGAAGGCUGCUGACAUCAUCAGAGGUCGCCCUCCUCUUGUCGACCCAGGGGUUCCCGUGUACCGACCGCCAACACUCGACACGCAGAGAUGAACAGCGUUAAUGAGAGGAAUAACGGCAGACACCAUUUAGGACCCGAUUAAAGGGUACGUGUUGGUCAGGAAGCGUUCACAGCAUAAUCAGUCAUUACGCACCAACAGCUGAUCAUUUUGCCCUUGGUCUGAUAUUGUAAAUUUAAAAAUUUGAGCGUGUUGUGUUGUUAACUCAACUGAUUUGCACACAAUAUAUUAUAUCAGUGUUAGAUGUGUAGAAAGCGCAACCUAAAUUCAAGGCCAUAUUUUUGCUGCUUUACCUCCUAAGCCACAACCUCCCAUAUAUAAAAGAAUGGUUUCCUCCGCUCUGCAGUUAGUGAGAUUUCAAUGACUAAAACCAACCUUUUGUUCAGGUUAACUGGGUUGUCUCCUCACACUGUAGCAGAGUGUGUGUGUGUGUGUGUGUGUGUGUGUGUGUGUGCCUCCUUCUCAUUAACACUAACAAUGCUUCUAUAACAUUUCAACCACACUCUAUUAUCCUGAGAUUAUCGACUCUGAGGUUCAAGUGAAAUUCCACAGAGCAUAAUGCUUUUUAAAAGGAAGAUUUGACACCCGUCACCACCACAAUUUUGCAAUUGCUUUUGCCCCUAUUCAUUUUGACUAGAAAAUUUUUUUUAACACCACCACAGCCCGUCCUAGAUUGUGUUUCUUCAUCAGAUAUUCAGCAGCCAAAGUUAUGAGUGAUCAUUGCUCUUGUUGUCUGACUGAUGAUAAGCAAACUGGGUGUCAUGCAGUUUGUUUUGUCUGUUAAGAUCAGUUGUCACCCAGGUUACGUUCUUCUUCCUUCCUGAAAAGUUGCAGAUUAAACAGUUUGACAAAAUAUUGGUUUGGUAUGUUGCACGCAUUUUAAAUCAGCGAGGAAAAAUAAAAAAGAGCAUGUUCAAUUCCACUUGUAGUAAAUAGAAAAGAAUCAUUUAGCCUCUUCUCAUAAAACACAGUUUGUUGGAGCCAGAUCUCCAGGCUGACAUAAAUACGCUUGUAAAUUCCAGAUGCCGUCAUCUCAAGUUGAUACACUAGGAUUAUUUUAACGUUUUUGAAAGAACUGCUUUGGGUCCAGAAUUGAAUUUUAUUUGCUCUGAUCAAGAUUAAAACUAAUAGGUCCUGGUCUUGGAAAAUACUCUUCACUGGCAGUUUAGUAGAAAUCUGGAAGGGGUUUGCCCAAAAAUCUGGUAGUAUGAAUUCGAAUUUGGUUCCGUACCCGGGUUAAAACCAGUCACUUUAACUGUGGUAGGAUCUGUCUGCAGUGAGACUGCAAUCUUCACUCCCACAGGAAGAAAAUUAAUGUGCUAUGUGGUGAAACCAUUAUUUGUUGCAUUGUUGUCAAGACAACAGUAGGGAUAAAAUCCCCCACAGAUAUGAGCAGAGAAACAUGUACAAGCCUGUUCUCCCUAGGAAAGGUACCCUUACUGCUGCUGUUCUAUCAAGUAUCAGUUCACAGCUUUCAGUUUCCAAAUCAAAUCUGGGUAUUAUAGACUAGGGCUGCAACUAAUAACUAUUUUCGUAGUCGACUAAUCUGUUAAUUAUUUAUUUGAUUACUCGACUAGUCACAAUUAUUUUUGUCACCCCCUAACCCUAAUUAAACCAUUUAACUAACUAAUUAAAUAUCUUUCAAGUGAAUUACUGAUCUCUAACACACGGCCUAACUAGCUAAUGUUACCAUUAAGUGAACAAGGUUUACUAUUCAGAAUGAACACCAGUGUCAGCGCCAGGGGGAAAAUAGGGAGGAAGACAAGAUGAUACUCCUGUAAUUCACUGAUAACUAAACUGAAAAAGGGCGUUCUCUUAACCAGCAUCAUCCACACGACCUCAAAACCAAGAAUGCAAAGAAUUAUGGAGAGGCUGCUCAAAGGCCUGUCCAGGGUGUACCUACCUGAAGUCAGCAGACACCAUUUAGGACCCGAGUAAAGGGUACAUGUUGGUCAGGAAGCGUUCACAGCAUAAUGAGGAGACUUUUUUGUAGGCUACAUCACCAGCCAGAUGUUCCUUGAUUUACUUUAAAAUGUUAAACCAAUACUCAGAUUGUAACGACAGCGGUACAAAAUAAUAUUUCUUGUCUCAAGUUCUUGUCUCAAAACCUCUCAAAAGUGUAUUUAGUGAUUAAAUAACAUACAAAACUUGUAAAAACAAAAACCUGAUCUAUUUCUCCAUUGCUUCCCGCUUCUCGCAUGAAUGCUUCUUUUUCGUCAGUAGUCUUACAGUCAAGCAGUCAUGGCAGACAGUGGAAGCUGCCCCCAGCACUUCCUGUAGUGCAAUGCAGUUAGAAAUGAACAACCAGAAAUGUUCUUAAUAAGAAGAUUGCUGUCUCGCCCUUAAACGGCAUGUUUGUAAUGACGCGUCGACAAUUAAAUUUCACAUCGACGAAUUUUUAUAAUCAACAUCGUCGAUUACGGUGACUAAUCGUUGUAGCUCUAAUAUAGACCUUGUGUUAAACUACUCUUUAUAUAAAAUAUACUCUAAAAACUAAACUACACUAAAACUAACACAUUUUCAGUGUAUAUCAUAUUUCUCUAAAUGUAUUGUGGAUAUUUACAGAGAAGCUUUUGAAGAUGACUGUGAUAACUCAUCAGAGGCUGUUGGUGCCUGUAAGAUCCUUACGUUCUGAUAUCAAUGUGAAUUACUGUAUAUACAGUAUGUGACUGAUGAUGUGAUUUGGUCUGGCUAGGACUGAUGUGUGGUGUUUAGAUUUUAGAAUUAGCUUCACUGUAAAUCUUUCUCAAAUCCAUAUAUGAAGUGUUGAUUUAGAUUAAAUUCACAUUGAGCUCUAAUGGAAACAGCUAGGUGUUAGAAUGAACUAUAAUUUGCACUAUGCUAUUAAGUAUGAUAAUUAUUGUUUACAUUGCAUUGUUGUACAAUAUUACUUUAAAGUUUAAAUCAUGAUACGUGCAUAGCAAAGGGAAAAUUGUUGUGAAAAUCUUUACAACAUAAACUGUGUGUGUGUUUUUUUCUUGAUUGUAAACAAACACUUCAAACUGUCCAGUCCAUGUCCGUGUGACUUUAUUCAGUGAACCAUACAAAAUUCCUCAGCAGGUUCAUUUCAGGCAAUAAUUCAAAUGUACAAAACAGGGUUCUUGUUUGGUACAAAAUCUAUAAGGUACUAGUACUGAUGCUACAAAGUAGAUAGAGCUAUAUUUUUAAAUUUCUAAACAACAAAUGGAUAGAAAGCAGAAAUUUUCAAGUUAAUCACUUACUUUUUACAAACACUGUACAGAUUGUAUAUGUUGUUGUCAUUCCAUAGACAUCUGUAAAGCAGUGGAACAGUACAAAAAUAAAAUAAAGCUGUCAGUUGCACAACAAA
Molecule: messenger RNA, 5606 nt
Organism: Micropterus salmoides (largemouth bass)
Lineage: Eukaryota; Metazoa; Chordata; Actinopteri; Centrarchiformes; Centrarchidae
Gene: chdh
Product: choline dehydrogenase
Exons: 10
Coding region: 417-2312 (631 amino acids)
Cellular component (GO): mitochondrial inner membrane
Molecular function (GO): flavin adenine dinucleotide binding; choline dehydrogenase activity
Source: RefSeq, a predicted model, not a curated record